UGAUAUGUCUUAGUCAUUGCUUAGGUCUAAUCACGAAUUUUUUUAUGUUACAUGUGAUUAGUUCCUCUCUUGGUCAUCAAGAACUCAAAAUUCAAAAUAAAUAAACAUUAUACCAUAACAGAACAGAACCAUCAAAGGUGUAAAAAAUAAAAUAAAAUGAAAAUUAGCAUUAUAGAAAACUUUCAUUAUUACUUAAAUAUAUACUCCAUUCGUUUCAAAAUAUAAGCAAAAAUUGACCAACAAAGUUAAUAUAUUUGAUCUAAAUUUUGAAUCAAGUUUCUUUGACACAUUUUUGUUUAUAUUUUGGGACGGAGGGAGUAUUUCAUUGUUAAUUAUUUAAUACAAAAGUAAGUACUAGUAGUAGUGCUAGUUGGUAAUCCCUCACUCUCUCUUAACUAAAGAACAAAACCAUAUAAAUAAGUAGCCAUGUAGUGAGGUAUGCAAAGCAUAUUCACCAACCACUUUCUAUUUUCAAACUUCCAAUUCCACUCUCUUCUUUCUUCAUGGUAUAUUCACUUACUCCCACUACUGCAUGAUUUCCAUUGUCCUCUAUAUUCUACACACAAAAAAUAUCUUCAUCAUAUACCUAUCAUAUCACCAUAUAUAACUUUGUAAGUUAUUUCACAUCAUACUCUAAACAAUUGAUAAAGAGAAACAUGGGAGGAGGAAAAGCAUGUGGUGUAUUUUCAAGGCUAACAAAGUCAUGGACACAAAUGGAGAAAUCUGUAAACGAUGCCGUUACCAACAGCUUUAUAGGAACAUACUUCAAGUUACAAGCAAGAAAAACAUGUUUCACUAGAGAACUCCGAGCGGCAACCGCUACUUUUCUCACCAUGGCUUACAUCAUAACUGUCAACGCCACCAUCCUUACCGCCUCUGGCGGAACCUGCUCCGUUGCAGACUGUUCUCCUCCGGCGACACAAGAUUGCACCCUCAAGCCUAAUAAUGCUGGCUAUGAAGCUUGCCUAUCCAAAACAAAAAAUGACUUGGUGGUAGCAACUUCUGUAACUGCCAUGGUUGCUUCUGUUGCUAUGGGCUUUUUAGCAAACCUUCCUUUAGGCCUUGCUCCAGGUAUGGGGCCUAAUGCUUAUUUAGCUUUUAACCUUGUUGGCUAUCAUGGAAGUGGCUCAAUUUCAUAUCAAACUUCAAUGGCUAUUGUUUUAGUUGAAGGUUGUGCUUUUCUUUUAGCUUCUGCUUUUGGUUUAAGAGGUAAACUUGCUAAGCUUAUACCAAAAUCUAUUAGGCUUGCUUGUGCUGCUGGCAUCGGGCUGUUUAUUGCUUUUGUGGGCCUUCAAGUUAACCAAGGCAUUGGGCUUAUUGGGCCUGACGCUGCAAAUUUGGUUACAAUGACGGCCUGUAAAAGCAUUGACCCGGAAACUGGGGAUUGUUUGGGUGGGAAACUGCAAAGUCCUAAAUUCUGGCUUGGUGUUAUUGGUUUUCUUAUCACAAGUUAUGGUUUAAUGAAGAAUGUUAAAGGUAGCAUGAUAUAUGGUAUUCUGUUUGUGACUUUUGUGUCUUGGUUUAGACACACUGAAGUUACUUAUUUUCCUGAUACAUUAAGUGGUGAUGAGAAUUUUAGUUAUUUCAAGAAAAUAGUCGAUUUUCAUAAGAUUGAAUCAACUGCUUGGGUUUUUAGUUUUACUGAUUUUAAUAAAAGGGAAGUUUGGGAAGCUUUGGCUACUUUGUUUUAUGUUGAUGUAAUAGCUAUGACAGGUAUAAUGUAUACUAUGGCCGAGAUUGGUGAGUUUGUCGACGAAAAUGGAAAUUUUGAAGGUGAAUAUAUGGCUUAUAUUGUUGAUGCAGCUGGAACUAUUGUAGGGUCAGCAUUAGGUGUUACAACAACUGCAACAUUUGUUGAAUCAUCAGCUGGAAUGAGAGAAGGUGGUAGGACAGGAUUAACUGCUGUGAUUAUCGGUUUGUUUUUCUUUUUGUCAUUGUUUUUCACUCCUCUUUUGUCAAGUGUUCCUCCAUGGGCUAUAGGUCCUUCACUGGUAAUGGUUGGUGUAAUGAUGAUGAAAGUUGUGAAGGAUAUUGACUGGACAAAUAUAAAGGAAGCUGUUCCGGCUUUUGCUAUAAUGCUUCUUAUGCCUCUAACUUAUUCCAUAGCAAAUGGAAUUGUUGCUGGCAUUGGUCUUUAUGUUGCUCUUAGUCUUUUUGACUAUGCUGCAAGUAUCAUAAUUUGGUUGGGGAAAAUGAGAAGAAUUUUGAUCAAGGAGCAUAAUCAAGUGUCUGCCACUGCAACAAUGGAAAUUGUUUGAAAUGUCGUGGUUGGUUUGGUUGUCAAUUUUGGAUGACUUUUAGGGUAUCCUUGGUUGUCAAGUUAUAUGACCUAUGCAGUCGCAAGAUAAAUUGCAUUCAAAGUAUUAGUAGCAGUAGCCUAGUGAGGGUGGUUUAUGAAGCAGACAUUUUUCAAAUUAGGCGUGUUUCGGUGUCGGUGUCCACGAUACCGAUACUUAUGAUUACACUGAAUUAUGUCAUUUUUUCAACUUAUUAUCAGUGUCGACGUGUCAGUGUCCAUGUCGUGUCCGGUGUCUGUAUCUUGUGUCCGUGCUUCAUAGGUGGUUUUGUAUAUUUAUUUAAGUUGAAGUGAAAAUUGUUAUUCUGUG
This is a messenger RNA of Trifolium pratense (red clover), 2606 nucleotides long. Its product is annotated as adenine/guanine permease AZG2-like. Gene Ontology annotation, biological process: transmembrane transport. Gene Ontology annotation, molecular function: purine nucleobase transmembrane transporter activity. Gene Ontology annotation, cellular component: plasma membrane. The record is from RefSeq and is a predicted model, not a curated record. The coding region runs from base 657 to 2258 and encodes 533 amino acids. Lineage: Eukaryota; Viridiplantae; Streptophyta; Magnoliopsida; Fabales; Fabaceae. The transcript has a single exon.